AUGGGUAAAAAGAAGCUCCUCCAUGAACGGGAGAUGGAGAGGCUGCAGCUGGAGGCCCAGAGGAUAGAACUGUCUCGGCAACAACUACUUCGACGUGAUGAACGGGUGGUUAGACCCAAUCAGCAGGAAGUUAGACCCGAUGAGCUGGAGCUCAGACCUGAUGAGCAGGAGGUUAGACCCAUCGCGGAGAGAAGAAGCGAGCAGCCUCCCUCUGUGAGAAGUUACUUCAGGUUUAGACGGAAUCGUCGCGGUCAACAAACUGUAAUGAUGGAACCUACUGGAUUGCAGCAGUUAGAGGCAUUGAGCAACAAGAUGGUUGCGGUGAUGGAAAAGUAUCCGUUCAAUCCACCAAAUGAAACUAACUUUGUAAAAGUUAUGGAUUUAUUGCGCUGCCAGUAUAAUCUAAAUUUCAUUGUCUUAUGUGAAAAGUGUGGAGGAAUUCACCGUACGCGCAAUGAGGAGUUAGUGGCACCAGAACGAUAA
Molecule: messenger RNA, 483 nt
Organism: Diatraea saccharalis (sugarcane borer)
Lineage: Eukaryota; Metazoa; Arthropoda; Insecta; Lepidoptera; Crambidae
Source: the annotation of a GenBank genome assembly